Penaeus vannamei (Pacific white shrimp) is the source of this 2073-nucleotide messenger RNA. It is a transcript of the gene Eogt, whose product is annotated as EGF-domain O-GlcNAc transferase. The record is from RefSeq and is a predicted model, not a curated record. NCBI's taxonomy places the organism in Eukaryota, Metazoa, Arthropoda, Malacostraca, Decapoda, Penaeidae. Gene Ontology annotation, molecular function: protein O-acetylglucosaminyltransferase activity. Gene Ontology annotation, cellular component: endoplasmic reticulum lumen.
UAACGUUCCAUCCCCGGCGUUCUUCUGCUCUUGUGAACUCGAGAAGCGAGGCGUGAAUUGUGGAAGAAUCUUAACCGUAUAUUUCUCUCGUGAGAGACUGCAUCGCGAAAGCCCACGCCUGCACCGCUAUAUUAGGCACGCGUUUAGAAACCUUCAGUCAAGAGGUCACUGGAAACCAGAAAAAAAGAACUAAGGCACAGCACACACCUAUAGAUUUAGUUCAUCCACGUGCACAUGUGUAUUUUUAAAAGGAACAUUUAAGAAACACGUGUACGACAUGUAAACAAAGCGAGUCGGAUCGACAAAAUGUAAACAAUAAACAAAACAUGACAACACAUCAUCCUUGGCGAGUGGCGCUCUCUUUCAACUCCAACACUCGACUUCCAGGAUACGGCAGGACUCAGGUGGAUCCUUCUCCUUAAACUUGAGGCUGAAUGCAGGCAUGAGACAGAGAAUCAGUGUCACGAUGAAGUCAUUAUUACACCUUGUAAUCAUACUCCCGUGUCUGGAGGGUUUUCGAUGGAAAGACCUGAAGAUCCACUCAGAGCACAUGGCAAUAUAUUUCCAAAACAAUCCUGAAAUUGCCAAAGAAUGUGAAAAAAGCUCCUCAUGUCCUUUUAAUAUGCAUCUAAACCGUAAAAUUUGCUGGGGUUAUGAGAAUGAUUGCCAAAAAGAGUAUGCGUAUAGCCAUCCCUCAUGUCCUGGUGAACACAGAGGCUGGGUUAGAACCAAGGAAGAGCAAAUAGCCACAUUCUAUAGUCAGGGGGACUUCGGGUUUAUCCAGGAGCAACGUGAAGAGUUAAAAACAUACUGUCAUCCAGAACAGGAGGGAGAUUCGGUGCUUGAAUGUAGUGACCAUAUGAGAUUUUGCCGAGGGAAAUAUAUAUCCAUAGACUUCCGUGAUCUGGCCAGUCGAAAGGAACCAGUCCUCUACAAUGUUGAUGUUUUGAAGCAUGGACAAGUUAGUGGCCAUUGCAAAUUAGAUAAAAGCUUGCAUAAAGCCAAUUCUGAUCAGAUUAGCUUCCUCCAGUCUUGGGGCCCAGAGUUGCAACACUUCACAGAACGGAAGGAGAGGGUGCAGCGCAAUGCGGAAAUGUGUGAUGUGUGGGUGGAAGACCCUGCAGUUAUUAUGAAGCUCGAUGCUACAAGUAACAUGUACCACCACUUUUGUGAUUUCUUCAACCUGUAUGCAGCCCAGCAUGUCAACAAUUCCGAUGCCUUUGCGUUCUCCCGAAACAACCAGAUUCUACUUUGGACAACCUAUACUUACCGGUCCAAUUUUGGUGCAGCUUUUGAUGCCUUUACAAAGAACAAGAUAUGGAACCUGGAGGAUGUAAAAGGAAGAAGAGUGUGUUUCAAGAAUGUUAUGUUUCCACUUCUGCCAAGGAUGAUCUUUGGUCUCUAUUACAAUACUCCAAUUAUAUGGGGUUGUGAAAACAGCGGCCUUUUCCAUGCAUUUUCUCGUCACAUUCUACAUCGAUUGGACAUUCCCGAGAGGUCCAUAGGUGAUGGCAGAAUACACGUGACAUUCCUUGUGAGGGAUACAAAAUACAGACGUAUUUUGAAUCAACCUGCCCUCAUUAGAGCACUAGAAAAGAACAAGGAAUUCUAUGUUAGGAAGGCAGAGUACAGCCAUCAGAUGGAUUUCCGUCAGCAGCUGAGGCAGGAUCAGUGGACAGACAUUUUCAUCGGAAUGCAUGGCGCAGGACUGACGCAUUUGCUCUUCCUACCUGACUGGGCUGUACUCUUUGAGAUAUACAACUGUGGUGAUGCAAACUGCUACCAGGAUUUAGCUCGUCUGCGAGGCAUUAAAUACCUGACUUGGGAAGAUCAAACAAAGCUCAAGCCUGAAGAUGAGGGACAUCACCCAGACAUAGGAGCCCACGAGAAGUUUACUAAUUAUGAAUUCAACGUUAAGGAGUUCAUGCGCCUGAUGCAGAAAGCUGUAGACCAUGUCAAGAAUCACAGAGGAUGGCAGAACUUACAGGAAAACCUAAGACUUGCUCAAAGGCGUGAGGAACUAUGAUCAUCUUAUUUAUUUAUAACAAUUUUUUUAAUAAAAUAAUCUUAAAG